AUGAGCGGCCAUUUGCUGGCGCCCCUCCGGCGUCGGCCUUGGACGUGUCGGACAUGCCUGCAGCGACUGCAGCAACAGACUCGACGAUCCCUGGAAACGGCGGCAACCUCACCUUCGCAUCGCGCCAAUAGUUUCGAGUAUGCACCCGCCGGAACCGCGACGCAGAAGAAAAGCGCGGACGACCAGGUUCUUCGCCGCGUAUUCGACUCGCCGCCCUUCUGGAGGGAGUUUUCGCAGCGCCGCGCCUCGCAACCCUAUCCGACCGGUCUAGUGCAGAACCAGUACCUGACAAGUCCCGAUGGCUUUCGGACGUUUGCCCAUGUCUCGCUACAGAAAUGUCAAGCGAUCGUAUCCAAAGUCUUGGCGGCAUCGACCCUCGAGGAAUACCGGGACAUGGCUCGGGAUCUGGAUCGGCUAAGUGACCUUCUGUGCCGAGUGAUCGAUUUGUCCGACUUCAUCCGGACAAUUCAUCCAGACCCCCGCGUUCAGGAGGCGGCGACGCAGGCAUAUGCGUUGAUGUUCGAGUACAUGAACGUGCUCAACACCACGACGGGGUUGAACGACCAGCUGAAGAAAGCGGCCGCCAAUCCGGAGGUGACGGCACAAUGGUCGGAAGAGGAGAAGAUCGUGGCCCACAUCUUGAUCAAGGACUUCUCGAACUCGGCCAUCCACAUGCCGCCCCACGAGCGACAGCGGUUCGUGAACCUGUCCAAUGAAAUCAGUCAACUCGGGACGACUUUUGUGAACAGCGCCGAGCCGGCUAAAUCGAACGUGGUGGUGAACACCAACAGCUUGCGAGGGCUCGAUCCCAUGCUGGUCCAGCAAAUCAAGCGAUGGAAUCGCAGCACCGCGGCGGUGCCGACCAUGGGUAUGAUCCCGCGUCUGGCACUCCGAUCGGUGCACGACGAGGCAGCUCGGAAGGACAUCUAUCUGGCGACGCGCACUUCCAGCAGCCGACAAGUUCAUCGGCUGGAGCAGCUUUUGGCCAAACGGGCCGAACUGGCUCAAUUGUCGGGCUACUCUAGUUUCGGGCAUAUGACGCUGAGCGACAAGAUGGCCAAGAGUCCCGAGGCGGUGUCCAAGUUCCUCACCGCGCUGGUGGGCAGCAACCGGCAGUCCGUGCAGGAAGAGCUGUCUCAUUUGCAGGCCAUGAAGGGCAGCGCGGCGCUGCAGGCGUGGGACCAUGCAUAUUACGUCCACCAGCGGGUCAUGCAGUACUCGCAAUCGAGACGCUCACGGGAACUGAGUGCCGUCCCCGAGUUCUUCUCGCUCGGAACGGUGAUGCAGGGCCUAUCGCGACUGUUUGACCGCCUCUACGGCGUGCGCCUGGUGCCCCAGGAAACGGCGCCCGGCGAGACGUGGAACGCCGAUGUGCGCCGACUGGAUGUGGUCGACGAGACGGAGCGACACAUCGCCGUCAUCUACUGCGACCUGUUCUCGCGUCCCAACAAGCACCCCAAUCCGGCUCAUUUUACGCUGCGAUGUGCCCGCGAAAUCUCACCGGAGGAGGUGGCCGAGUGCGCGACCAUGGGUUCGUCCGCUCACCCUAACGACGGCAUGGCCACCGCAGUCGAAUCCCAAACCCUCCGCCAGUUGCCUACGAUCGCCCUGGUGUGUGACUUCCCCGAGCCCCCGGCCACCGGUGCCGGACGACCCUCGCUGCUAAGCGAGCACAGCGUACGCACACUCUUCCACGAGAUGGGCCACGCCGUGCACUCGAUCCUUGGCCAGACACGACUGCAGUCGAUCUCCGGCACGCGGUGCGCCACCGAUUUCGCCGAGCUGCCCUCGGUGCUCAUGGAGCGCUUCGCCACCGCUCCCGAAGUUCUUGCCCUCUACGCCCGUCACUGGCAGACCGACCAACCGCUGUCAGAGGAAAUGAUGCGCCGCAUGGAACAAGAUCGCAACGCACACGGUUCCAUCUACGGCGCCGUCGAAAACGAAGCCCAAAUUCUCAUGGCGCUCGUCGACCAGGCCUACCACUCUCAGGGACCGUCGCAGUCCCCCAUCUCCUCCACCACUCUCUACCACCAGGUCUGCUCCGCCCACGCCAGUCUUCCCGACCCGGCGGACUCCAAGACCUCGUGGCAGGGCUUCUUUGGGCAUCUGUACGGCUACGGUGCCACCUACUACAGCUACAUCUUCGACCGAGCCAUCGCCAACAAGAUCUGGGAGGAUGUUUUCCGCGGCGGUGCCGCCGCCGUGGACCGCGCCGCGGGUGAGAAAUACCGCGACGAGGUUCUCCGCUGGGGCGGCGGACGCAACGGAUGGGACUGCGUGGCGGGAGUCUUGGGCAAAGACCAUCCUGCCAACGCGGACGGUCGACUGGCGGACGGCGGAGACCAGGCGAUGCAAGAAGUCGGUCGCUGGGGACUCGGACGGGACGGAGUGUCGGGUUAG
Messenger RNA from Aspergillus melleus, 2400 nucleotides. RefSeq names its product mitochondrial intermediate peptidase (gene OCT1). Gene Ontology annotation, molecular function: metalloendopeptidase activity. The record is from RefSeq and is a predicted model, not a curated record. Gene Ontology annotation, cellular component: mitochondrion. The coding region runs from base 1 to 2400 and encodes 799 amino acids. The transcript has a single exon. Gene Ontology annotation, biological process: peptide metabolic process. NCBI's taxonomy places the organism in Eukaryota, Fungi, Ascomycota, Eurotiomycetes, Eurotiales, Aspergillaceae.